AUGGGAGAAGUUCAAUUGGCUGUGAGAUUUUCUUGUUCAUCUUCAAUUAAUACAGUUAAUACUUAUUCGCAAUCACUACUCCCCAAGAUGCACUACUUAAGCCCACUGUCAGUAUAUCAGCUUGAUACUUUAAGGCAACAAGUUGUUUACUUGAUCUCCUUGAACUUAAUCAAUUCUCAGCCACCAUUAAGGAAGGAGGUUAUUGGCUGCAUACUAGAUGUUGGAUCACAAACAUGGAGCAUAUGGAAAAGCAAAGCGAAUUAUGAUAGAGUUACAACACUCUUGACUGGUUUUCUUGCUAUGAUCAACUGGUUUAAGAAGAUAUGCAAUUGGACAAAUCCUACCACUACUAUCUUCAUUUACAUAUCGUUCCUACUGGUGGUUUUCUUUCCACAAAGACCAAGACUUCCUCCUCAUGUGGAUGCUAACUUGUCUCAAGCUUAUGUAACAAAUGAAGAUGAACUUGAUGAAGAGUUUGAUCCAAUACCAUCUAGGAAGACAGGUGAAGUUCUUAAAUGGAGAUAUGAUCGAUUGAGGAUCAUUGCUGCAAGCAUGCAAACGGUGUUGGGUGACUUGGCAACACAAUGGGAGAGGCUGCAGUCUUUGUUGAGUUGGCGAGAUCCUAGAGCUACAGCUAUCUUUUUGUGUUUCUCUUUGCUUGUUUGCUUGGUGACAUAUAAGAUUCCUUUUCACUAUAUCAUUGUUCUUAUAGGUACUCAGGUGCUAAUGCAUCCAAGACUUCGUGUUGAUUUUCCUUCAGUUCCCCAAAAUUUCUUGCGGAGGAUGUUUGCAAAAACUGAUAGCUUGUUUUGA
Molecule: messenger RNA, 813 nt
Organism: Quercus lobata
Lineage: Eukaryota; Viridiplantae; Streptophyta; Magnoliopsida; Fagales; Fagaceae
Product: FT-interacting protein 3-like
Exons: 2
Coding region: 1-813 (270 amino acids)
Source: RefSeq, a predicted model, not a curated record